GUGUUCAAAUAUACUUUUUAUGAGAAAAUGUGCAAUAAUUGAAGGUGCCAAGAAAUGUUAUAGUCAUCAUAAGGAUGUUUUACUGUCGCAUACAACAAAUAUGGUCCUCCAUCGACGGGAAUAGAUAAACUUCGCCCCCACUAGGAUUAUCCCUCUCGCUUCGAGAAGGGGGGUAUCUGCGUUCCAAUAUGGCGAGUGGGUGUAUGGGAAAGCGAAUCAGCUCAUUGGGACGAUUUUUAGCCCCCCAAACCAAGGCCAUUUUGCGUGGCAGAUUGGGCUACACUACGAGUCGAUAAGGCGGCGAUAGGUGCUCACUACUCCGGUGUUCUGCCAACCAACUUGAAGUGCUUCCAACUUGGGUAUCAUGGUCAUGUCGCCGGUGGUAUCUAUGACCAUUUUCUCACAUGAUUUUAUUUAAAGUAUGAUAACAGUCUACAUAACUAACUCAUAUUAUUACCCAUCUAGAUGUCACAUUAAUUCAUAUUAUUAACCAUCUAGAUGUCACAAAUUCAUAUUAUAAACUGGGUGAUUCCAUCCCUGAAUGCUGAUUGGCUGACAGCCGUGGUAUAUGACACUAUAUUAUGGGUAUGACAAAAAAAAAAUGUUUUACAGCUCUAAUUACUUUAGUAACCAGUUUAUAAUAGCAAUAAAGCACCUCAUGGGUUUGUGGUAUAUGGCCACGAACAGCCCUUAGUCGUGGUAUAUUGGCCAUAUAUCACACCCCCUCAAGCCUUAUUGCUUAAUUAAACCAACUACGGCAACAAUCGGGACACAGUGCCCUUCACUCCUGCUUGACAAACACGUUAUAACUACAUAGGAAGUAGAUAACUAGCCAAUAUCAGGGUGACAGUAAACACACGCAUACAACCUAUGACGCAACAGUAGCCUGCACCUAUCAUCAAUAAUUUUAAUCAAAAAUAAACUAUCAGCAGUUUUAUAGCUGAAAUGUAAAAUUAUUUGUGUAAAAGUAUAACUGAAAUACGACUCGUCCUAUGGUUUAAAAACGGAAGAAGAAAAACCCCCAGCUCAAUCAAAAACCGUCUUCUUAUAGCAGAGCGCUUUGGUUGCCAUAUUGGGCUGCAGCUUUUGGCUCUUCCUCGCUCUGUUGAGCAACACACCCAUCUUGAGAUUCGGGUUCUUAUUGGCUGCCACUCCCGGUGGCUGUGAGAGCCUAUGGGUUUCCUCUCAUACGGGGCAGGAACAUUCUCAGCCAAUUGGAACCGCAAGGUGGAAGAUUGGCAUGGGACCUCAUGAAUAUUACAAGAGGGCAAAUGACGGCUACUUAAAUUCAAGUUCACACCUAUCGUUCCCUUCUUUUCUGUCCAAAGCCAGGCAGUAACAACCAUACAGCGAUCACGACUGAACGAUCCAAAAGAAGACAAUCAUGUCCGAGAAACUGCCCUUCAAAGUUGCUGACAUCAGCCUGGCGGAGUGGGGCCGCAAAGCUAUUGACAUUGCAGAGAAUGAGAUGCCUGGCCUGAUGAAGAUGAGGGAGAUGUACGGCCAGUCCAAGCCCUUGAAGGGCGCCCGCAUUGCAGGCUGCCUCCACAUGACCCUUCAGACCGCCGUGUUGAUUGAGACCCUCACUGCCCUCGGAGCCGAGGUUCAAUGGUCCAGCUGCAAUAUCUUCUCCACUCAGGACCACGCCGCUUCAGCCAUUGCCAAAACUGGGGUUCCAGUGUAUGCUUGGAAGGGCAUGACCGAUGAGGAGUAUGUGUGGUGCAUUGAGCAGACCAUCUACUGGAAGGAUGGCCAGCCCCUCAACAUGAUCCUGGAUGAUGGCGGUGACCUCACCAACAUGGUCCACAAGAAGUACCCCAAGCUGCUUUCAGGAAUCAAGGGGGUGUCUGAGGAGACCACCACCGGGGUGCACAACCUGUACAAGAUGUUGAAGAAUGGCGACCUCAAGAUCCCAGCCAUCAACGUCAAUGACUCAGUCACCAAGAGCAAGUUUGACAACCUGUACGGCUGCAGAGAGUCUCUGAUUGAUGGGAUCAAACGGGCCACAGACGUGAUGAUCGCCGGGAAGGUGGCGGUUGUUGCCGGUUACGGUGAUGUUGGCAAGGGCUGUGUUCAGGCCCUCCGUGGGUUUGGUGCCCGUGUCAUCGUCACAGAGGUUGACCCCAUCAAUGCCCUGCAGGCUGCCAUGGAAGGAUAUGAAGUCACCACCAUGGAGGAAGCUUGCAAGGAGGGAAACAUCUUUGUGACCACCACUGGCUGUGAGGACAUUCUUUUGGGCAAACACUUUGAGCACAUGAAAGACGACUCCAUCGUUUGCAACAUCGGCCACUUCGACUGUGAGAUAGACAUGAACUGGCUCAAUGCCAACGCAGCCGAGAAGAUAAACAUCAAGCCACAGGUGGACCGUUACCGCAUGAAGAAUGGCCGCCACAUCAUUGUGCUGGCUGAGGGCAGAUUGGUUAAUCUGGGCUGUGCCAUGGGUCACCCCAGCUUUGUCAUGAGCAACUCCUUCACCAACCAGGUGUUGGCCCAGAUUGAGCUGUGGAAGAACACCAGCAAGUACCCCCUGGGAGUUUACUUCCUGCCCAAGAAGCUGGAUGAGGAGGUGGCUGCUGCCCAUCUUGACAAGCUCGGCGUCAAGCUGACCAAGCUUUCAGAUAAGCAGGCCAAAUACCUGGGACUGCCCCGCGAAGGACCCUUCAAGCCUGACCAUUACCGCUAUUGAGAAAUGUCAGGAAGGUGGCCAAGCAGUGGCCCAGACUCAUGGUGGGGGUCUGAUGGUGGUAUGGUGGCGCAUGGACACGUGGGUUUGGGUAGGCCAAGAUUCCCACAAGUCUUUGAGGUUAGGACAUUUUGCUUCAACUACCCUUUAAACUGUCUUGCCCAUUCUACAUACCUUUUAGAUUCCAACCAGAGCUCCUUCGCCUUUACAGCAACAAGUGCUAAGUGGCUUCUAAAGGCACUAUUCUUGUUAUAAAUUGCAUUCCCUCUUUGAUCAUGGAAAAAACGUGAUGCUUUUAGUUGAAAAUCCCCAUACUAUUCAAGUUUACAUAUACACCAUAGCUAAUAUGGCAAUAAGUGCUGGUUUCAUAUCAUUGUCUUACGGAGAAUCUCUGACGUACCACCAAAGCCUGGCUUAAAGAACACACUCAGUUUCUCCAUUUGCUUAUUUUGUAAGUCUAGGAUUCUGUCUGAAGGGACAGGAAACGUCCAAGUGCUUUCCUGUUCUGUUUUCUUAGCUGAGCUGUGACGGAAUGGGCUGUGGUCUGGUCGAACAUAUACUGCCAUGUUUAACGGUUACAUUGUUAAUCCCAAGUGUUGCAUUUCCUACAGUACUUGCACUGUUGUGAAAUGUGAUGCAAUAAAGAUACAAUUUUA
Oncorhynchus kisutch (coho salmon) is the source of this 3339-nucleotide messenger RNA. RefSeq names its product adenosylhomocysteinase B. Gene Ontology annotation, molecular function: adenosylhomocysteinase activity. Gene Ontology annotation, biological process: L-methionine cycle. The transcript has 10 exons. Lineage: Eukaryota; Metazoa; Chordata; Actinopteri; Salmoniformes; Salmonidae. Gene Ontology annotation, cellular component: cytosol. Bases 1385 to 2686 code for a protein of 433 amino acids. The record is from RefSeq and is a predicted model, not a curated record.